AUGCGAUGGGGAACCAAUGCUGACGAGACGGCCCUCCCGCUGCUGGCUACAGUCGCCAAGACAAGAACACAACUGAACCGCCGGCUGGCCGAGGGCAAGAAGCUGCCAUGGCCACCGUUCGGGCCGCAGUGGUACGCCGGGUGCACGACGCUCAUAAUUGGAAACUCCGCCAAGGCUGGGAUCCGAUUUGUCGCCUUCGACCAGUACAAGCGGCUGCUCGCCGACGCCGACGGCAAGGUGUCGGGCCCUCGCGCGGCGCUGGCGGGCUUUGCGGCUGGUGUUACAGAGAGUCUGUUGGCUGUCACACCGACCGAGAGCAUCAAGACGCAGCUGAUCGACGACCGCAAGCGCGCCAACCCCAGGAUGCGCGGCUUCCUGCACGCAGUACCCAUCAUCGCGCGGGAGCGCGGCAUCGCGGGCUUCUUCGCCGGGUUCGUGCCGACGACGGCGCGGCAGGCGGCCAACAGCGCGGUGCGGUUCGGCAGCUACAACUUCCUCAAACAGGCGGCGCAGUCGUACGCGGCCCCGGGCGAGAAGCUGUCCACGCCCGCGACAUUUGGUAUAGGCGCCAUGGCCGGGCUGAUCACGGUGCUCGUCACGCAGCCGCUGGACACGAUCAAGACGCGGAUGCAGAGCCUCGAGGCGAAGAAGGACUAUGGGAAUAGUUUCAGGUGUGCUGGGAUGAUCUUCCGACAGGAGGGGCUGCUCACGUUCUGGAGUGGGGUCCUCCCUCGCCUGGCGAGGUUGGUUAUGAGCGGGGCUAUCGUGUUUACUAUGUAUGAGAAGAGCAUGGAGGCUUUUGAUCGGGUUGAUCCAGAGAGGAAGUAUAUCUGA
Molecule: messenger RNA, 834 nt
Organism: Diaporthe citri
Lineage: Eukaryota; Fungi; Ascomycota; Sordariomycetes; Diaporthales; Diaporthaceae
Exons: 3
Coding region: 1-834 (277 amino acids)
Biological process (GO): mitochondrial citrate transmembrane transport
Source: RefSeq, a predicted model, not a curated record